This is a messenger RNA of Metarhizium brunneum ARSEF 3297, 1404 nucleotides long. Its product is annotated as Sugar transporter STL1. Gene Ontology annotation, biological process: transmembrane transport; carbohydrate transport. The record is from RefSeq and is a predicted model, not a curated record. Lineage: Eukaryota; Fungi; Ascomycota; Sordariomycetes; Hypocreales; Clavicipitaceae. Gene Ontology annotation, cellular component: membrane. Gene Ontology annotation, molecular function: carbohydrate:proton symporter activity.
AUGAGUGGUCUCAUCGGCGCCGACAACCAGUUUGGCAAACAGUUCAACCACCCCGACGCAGGCCUACAAGGAACCCUGACGUCCAUCUACGACAUAGGAUGCGCCGUCGGCUGUCUCUUCGCCUUCUUCUGCGGCCACCGCAUCGGCCGCAGGAGAAUGAUCAUGGCGGGCGGCACCAUCAUGAUUGUAGGCACCGUGAUACUCGGCUCCUCAUACAGCGUCGCGCAGUUCAUCGUCGGACGAAUCGUGACGGGCGUUGGAAACGGCAUCAACAGCAGCACCGUGCCGGCGUACCAGAGCGAAAUGGCGCUGUCCAAACAUCGCGGCCGACUGCUCUCGGCCCAGGGGACCGUCACCAUUGUCGGGCUGUGCAUAGCGUACUGGAUGGACUAUGGCCUUAGCUUUGUGCAGAGCCCGAUCCAGUGGAGGCUGCCCAUCAGCUUCCAAUCCUUCUUCGCCAUCUGCCUCGUGCUGCAAAUGAUUCCCCUGCCAGAGACGCCUCGGUGGCUCUGCGAGCAGGACCGCCGCGAGGACGCUGUCAAGGUUCUGACGCGCCUCCAACCCGAUGCGGGCGCUCCGGGAGCGGCGCAAAGCCUGCGCCAAUCGCUCUUGGAAAUCGAAACAGCAAUCGCAAUCGAGUCGGCCGGAGGCCCAUUCCACUACCGCGAACUGUUCACCCGAGGCAAGAUACAGAACCUGCGCCGCAUGAUUCUUUGCGGCCUGGUCAACGUGCAGCAGCAGUUUACGGGAGCAAACAUGAUUAAUUACUACGCGCCUGUAGUCUACCAAAACGUCAUGCACCUAUCCAGGAACACGUCUCUGAUUCUGGGUGGAUGCACGGCAAUUGUAUAUCUGAUCGGCUCGUUCAUUCCACUAUGGAGCAUGGACCGCAUCGGCAGGCGCCUCUCGCUCAUGGUCUCGGCCGCCGGGCUCUCGUUUUGUUUCGUCAUGGUCUCCAUCCUGCUGUCCAUCGGCACGCAGCGCUGCGCAUACGCAGCCACGUCCUUUGUUUUCAUCUUUCAACUCUUCCUGGGCAUCGGCUAUCUGCCCGUCCCUUGGUUCUACCCGAGCGAGGUGACGACGACGCGAAUCCGUGCGCGCGGCCAGGCCUUUGCCGGCUUCGUCAAUUGGAUGUGCGUUUUCAUUGUAGUCCAGAUCACACCUAUUGCUAUUGAUAAUAUUGACUGGCGGACAUUCAUCAUCUUUGCAUGCUUAUGUGCAUCCUGGAUACCCAUGGUGUACUUCUUUUUCCCCGAAACCAGCGGCCUCGAAUUGGAAGACGUCGACCACCUGUUUGAGAAUGGCGGCAUCACCGGCGGCGUUUUUGAGUCCAGGGGGAGGCCAGUACGGCCAGGUUGUCACCGACAACAGGCAUUGAAUAUUCCAUUGAAGCAUCCCGUGUAA